CGCCUCCUCCUCCUCCUUCCUCCUCCUCCUCCGCUGGUCCUCCUCCUCCUCCUCCCUCCCCCCCCAGUCCCCGCGCAAGGGAAACUCCAAGGACACCCCGAGGCCGGGAGGGAAGCAGCCGGCGCCUCGCUCUCUCUCUCUCUCUCUCCCCCCACGGCAAUGUCCAAGGGCUUGAAGAAGAAAAACCACUGGACGAGCCGGGUCCAUGAGUGCGCGGUGGUGAGGAACGCCGAGGGCCAGCUGGGCUUCGAGCUGAAGGGGGGAGCCGAGAACGGGCAGUUCCCCUACCUGGGGGAGGUCAAGGCCGGCAAGGUGGUCUACGAGAGCGGCGGGAAGUUGGUGGCCGAGGAGCUGCUGCUGGAGGUGAACGAGACCCCCGUGGCCGGCCUCACCAUCCGGGAUGUGCUGGCCGUCAUCAAGCACUGCAAAGACCCCGUCCGGCUGAAGUGUGUCAAGCAAGGUGGAAAACGCAGGAUAGCAGCCCUUUUCCAGCCCUCGGAAGUCCUGAGCAGUGGUAAG
Molecule: messenger RNA, 519 nt
Organism: Crotalus tigris (Tiger rattlesnake)
Lineage: Eukaryota; Metazoa; Chordata; Lepidosauria; Squamata; Viperidae
Product: membrane-associated guanylate kinase, WW and PDZ domain-containing protein 2-like
Exons: 2
Biological process (GO): signal transduction; receptor clustering
Cellular component (GO): dendrite; cytoplasm
Molecular function (GO): type II activin receptor binding; signaling receptor complex adaptor activity; beta-1 adrenergic receptor binding
Source: RefSeq, a predicted model, not a curated record